This is a messenger RNA of Exaiptasia diaphana, 9117 nucleotides long. RefSeq names its product transmembrane protein KIAA1109 homolog. Gene Ontology annotation, biological process: synaptic vesicle endocytosis. NCBI's taxonomy places the organism in Eukaryota, Metazoa, Cnidaria, Anthozoa, Actiniaria, Aiptasiidae. The record is from RefSeq and is a predicted model, not a curated record. The coding region runs from base 175 to 8652 and encodes 2825 amino acids. The transcript is spliced from 40 exons.
UCCAAGAUGGCGGCGGUAUUGUCGCAAARAGAAACCAAUUCACAUCAGAAUAACAGUGGUUUAUAGCCAAAAUCAUGUCUCUUGGUUAGGCAGUAGUUCUUUGCAAGURUAUUUCUAACCACUUUARMCAUGGAUAACAGGAAAUAAGGAUUGGUUGUUGGUGUACAUGUUAAAAUGGCAGUAAACGCUUCUUUGAAUACCGCGUUUUCUAAUGUUAUAAGCACGACAGUUGCUCCAUUUCAUAACAACGGGAUAUCUACUGACAAGGAUGAUGGACAGGAUAACGAAGAGCGUGGUUUGGUUCUUCUUGUGGUGGCUUGCCUGUGUUGUAGUCUGUGGCUUAUAUACAUGACACUUUAUCACUCGCGAUUGCUGGGCUCACUCAUUACAAAACUUGUCACWAUGAGAUAUUUGAAAGAAGGACAGUUCUUUGAGAUCGGUUCAAUUUCCUUCUCCAUUCUCUCUGGAAAGAUCAUGUUUAGAGAUGUAAAGUACAUUACAAAAGACUUGUCGAUACGUGUGGUAGAUGGUUAUGCUAUAUUCAAGUAUUGGUUGCCUUAUGUUGAAGAAGAAGGGUAUCGACAACCAUAYAGUGUUAAUGCAACUGAAACAAGUACAGAAAUUGAGAGCAAAGAGCCUAGACUCACUAUUUGGAUGAACUGCUUUGAAUAUCAUGUCUACAACAGAGCUGGUUUGUAUGAUCAGUUACAGGAUUUGUUUAGAGUUGAGAGAUACGGAGAUGCUGCUAAAUCAUCUUUAAACAUACAUAAUGUGACAGACACUAUCAAAAAGUCUCCAACAGAAGGGGAAAAGAGUGAGCAAGAAUCAAAUAAUGGUCUUCCCACAUGGUUGCUUGAACUUGUACCGGCCAUAAAAUUCGACAUCAACACUGGUAAAAUCGCUUUUGGAAAUAAACUCUUUGAAACYACRCUUUGCUUUAUGUUUGAAAAUGCUGUUGGCUAUUAUACAACAUCUGAAGCUCAUUCUUCACUGGAUCAGUUUAUGCAUGUUGUCAAAAUGACAGGGAAAAAUGUGCGCAUCAUGUUGUGUCCAAGUCCUGGAUAUUCUGGUCCUAAGGAUGAACCCCCACGUUUCAUGGGAAAUGGAUUUGUUGUACUACAUACAGCACAGUGUAAGAUCAAUUACUAUCARGAUGAACCUGGUCUUGUCCCUGAAGGAAAUGUAGGUGAUGUUGAAGCUGGUAUUCCUGACUCGGAUCCACACUGGGGAGUUGAUGUUGUGUUUCUUAAGAGUACAUCCAUGUGUUAUGGYCCUUGGGUAGAUAGACAAAGAGAUGCAUUACAAAAGUUCUUCUUUCCUAUGGACUACCAAGAAAUGGUGGCAACAAAACCUCUUCCUCCUGGRCAAACACGGCUACACACUGGUCUUGAUGUCAAGUUUCAUUUUGAUGUUGAUGCUACCCUCGAUAUUUUAUUUUCUAAAGAUCAAGAAACCAAAGCUGUCCAUGUGUGUUUCGGUGCUCGUUCACAUAUUGGUGUUUACCAACCAUGGACUGUCAAUGAAUAUGGCUACACAACAUCAGUCAUAACCAAACUAUACCAAGUUGAAGCCAGUACMAGUAUGGCAUACAGGAAACUYGUUGAUGCUGAUGUGUUAGAUUUAGCCGUCCACAUGACAUUYCCAAGGGUCUGGAACCAAACUCARCAUUGGUCAUGUGAGAUCAGUGCUGUCCGUGUUUCAUGGUGGUUYAUAUUUGCUCAUAAAUGGUUUUUCCAAGAAAUGCUGGAAGAUUGGACAGCAAAUUACCGUCCUGACCUAGUGACCUUUGUUCCCUAUGAAUGGUCCUUCAACAUUGCACUUAGAGAUUUUGAAAUGAUUUGGAUAGCAAAUGAAUAUAACUACGUGGAAUGCACGUCAAAUAAACAGGAAAUGGCUGARCUGGCUUUCUGUGGUGAACUCUUUGACUUGACUUUUGUGCUUCAGUUUUUAAGAUUUCUACCGGAAUUUGAAGAAAUAAAGUUCUUCCUACAGGUUGAAAAGCUUGUAGCAAGAUUAUGUCUACCUGAGCAUGACACCUUGCAUCGUAGCUUACUUUGUCUCGCUAGGACAGCAACAAAAUCUCAAACCCAUCCUGUCAUUCGAUCRCGAUCAUCUACCAGCACAGGGUUCCCAGAAGAAGGCAUUGAAAGUGCUGAUGAAAGUGCAUUUGCGGGCUCAAACAAUAAUACAUUUAGUACCAUAUUUAGUAGGCAUACAGCUAAGAAUCAUGGAUGGGUGGAUGUUAUGUCUGUACCAAUUUUAGGUCUAUCUAUUGGAUAUAUGUAUCAUCCUAUAAUCCCCAAUCCCAAGUACAUUGUACCUAGAGACGAACCCCUGAAAUGGCAACCAUCAGAGAUGGAACCUGAUGUCAUUACAUUAGAGCUAGAAGCAGGACCUGCAGCACUUCGUCUGUUUGGUUCUGUUUUGAAAGUCUUAGCAGCAAUUAAGCGAUCAUCUACCAGCACAGGGUUCCCAGAAGAAGGCAUUGAAAGUGCUGAUGAAAGUGCAUUUGCGGGCUCAAACAAUAAUACAUUUAGUACCAUAUUUAGUAGGCAUACAGCUAAGAAUCAUGGAUGGGUGGAUGUUAUGUCUGUACCAAUUUUAGGUCUAUCUAUUGGAUAUAUGUACCAUCCUAUAAUCCCCAAUCCCAAGUACAUUGUACCUAGAGACGAACCCCUGAAAUGGCAACCAUCAGAGAUGGAACCUGAUGUCAUUACAUUAGAGCUAGAAGCAGGACCUGCAGCACUUCGUCUGUUUGGUUCUGUUUUGAAAGUCUUAGCAGCAAUUAAGGAAAAUUAUUUUGGAGAAGACCAGGUAUUCCAGGAAUGUCCACCAUUCAACAGCAACAUGUCUACGUUCACUGCGAAGGAAGUUAGUGAUGUUAUGAAGGACACUAUUAACCUUUUUACCUURAGACCUUUAGAAGCCAAUGUCUUAAUAAGUCUUUAUGACUUYAAAGCUGAAUUAACGAAGCACUGUGGAGCAUCAGAACCUUCAUCUCCUUUGCUGUUGUUUGAAAGACUCACAUUUGAAAUGAAGAAAUCAUACAAUGAAACUAGAUUACAGCUGCACUUGACCCCAAUGACAAUACUUGUGUCUGAUGGAUAYGAGCGAGGAACGUCGGCCCGCCAUUUGUCACAAGGACACUUGAGUUUGUCAGGAUUUCAGAUGCGUGGACAUGCGAUGUUCUCUGGAGAGGGCUUACCUCCAGACGGCGAAACAUUGGAGUAUGCAUGGCUGACUGAGUUACAGUUUGGAAUACUGUCCGGAAAAAUUACUAUUCCACAGCUUCAAGCUAUUAUCAAUUGGACUCAAACGUUCAUUUUCCAUGUAAUGAGCAAAGAGAACAAACUACAACCUCCAGUCCCUUACAAGAGAUGCAUUCACGGACACAGGCAAGAUAAAUGUGACGUUAUAAAUCCCAAAACUACCGAAACACAAGAGAAGAGUCCACAGCCUCUAACGAAGAAUGAACGCAACUCAAAAGGCAAAGCCUCUGACACCAACAAGUCGUUAUUGGGAAAACCAGAAGACGUAAAGAGCAAACUAAAGGAUAUUUGUAUCACAGAAGACGACGUAAAGUACCGUAUGACGAGAGUAUCUUUAGAAGACAUCAAUCUGUUUGUGGUAGAAACGGGAAUCGCUUGCAACGUUCAGUUGAGUCCUAUUCGCCUUGCUACCUGUACCUUACACUGCGACAAUUCGACAACUGGUAUAAGUAUGUUCAUACAGAAUGUCAAACUACGUCAGUUUAUCCUUGCUCCAAAGCCAUUGGUAGCCGAUCCUGUGUUUGAGGACAUUCACAAGCGAAUGUCUCUCUCUGAUGAUAUAGUUUGGAUAGAGGCUGCUGGAGUACAGCUAGGACCAAUUAUUUCUGAUAUUUCUUUGGCAGAAGAAAUAAAAGACCAUGUCGUUGACCAAAAGAGUUUUCUUUCACUCCACGACAAGAAGUAUCAACGUCUGUGGUUUCUGUGGAAUUCAUCGAGCGUAUACAAGUCUCCAGUAAAAAACUUUGGCUGUUGUGGCUGUAUUGGGGGCUGCAACUUUUUCGGAAAAAAUAUAAAUGGACCUCGGUUCUUUACGUCGGAGAAACUGGAGGCAAGCAACAACGAUACUGGAAUUGCAGGUUUUGGUAGUGAAGGAGGACUUUACGAUGAAGGUGAUUUCCACGAUGAAGAUACCAAGCCACUCAUGUAUUCCCGUGAUGCUCUUGGGUCAGCAUAUUUAGACCAAAGUCCCGUGGGCUCAGUAGAAGCAUUUACUCGUAAACGUUAUCACGGCUCAGAAGCGAGUAGUCCACGUCUCAAGAGAGGAUAUCUCAUGCGUACUAGACAUGGCAACACCGAUGAAAACAUACUAAGAAAUAAAUAUUCCUCUAUUUGUAGCCUUGAAGAAAGUAGUGAAGCCGACUCUGUACGCAAGGCAACAUGGAAUUCAGCUUUAAACGAAUACAGUCGAAUUUCUACAACAACAAGUGACACGCUGACUAAAAGAACCUCGACCACCACAUCCAGCUCUCUUCAAAACCUGAUCAUUUUUAGAUUUGAUGGAGAAGUAAACGUGUUUUUCACUCCACUGUUGUUGGAUGCUUUACAACGAUAUACAGCAUCGAUAUCUAAACAGGACAGUCUUUUGCACCCAUCUUUGGUUGUAGAUCUAGUGCAUGACAUGUGUACAACUACCGCUGACAAUAUCUACAGAAAACGUUUAGAUGAAACUGCAAAUAUGGACGAUGCACUUCCUUGCAAACCAAACGAAAUCACUGCCUUCAUAAGUACUUCAAARAUACAYCUUGCUUUCYUGCAAGUUGCUUUUCCCGAGGUCGAGACUAAAACUGAGGUCUUUACAAAUGAUGGCGAGAGGAAUGUCAUGAAGGAACCCAGUACUUCAAUUCUUGCUGGUUCGUUUGAGGGGAUUUCAACCAAGUUGUUGUCAAUACAAAAGGCAGCAGAUAAUGUCACCAGYUCAAAGAACAACUUGGAAGAUACCGAAAACCUGUCAAUGCAGAAACCAUCYGAGGGAAGCGUCGUGCAUAAACCAUUCCAUCGUAAUACCUCAUCCGUGAUGAACAUCAAAUGUAACGAAGCGCAGAUCCARCUCCAYGAACUGUGCAACAAGGAAGAUUUCGAAAAGAGCAUUACUACUGCUAUUGCAGACAACUUGUCAAGAACUAAAUUUGCUUUAAAUGUGGACCAUUUGCAUAGCUUAACGGACUCCUAUAAUGUGGAUAAUAUACCACCCAACUCAUACAUGAACUUGCUUAUGYUGGAGUGUGGACUCGAGAACAUUACAGUGUGUGGAGGAAGUGAGUGUGGGGGUGGCAGUGAAGUGAUUCCUAAGAUAUAUCAAAAGCACCAUGUCACAAAACCAAAGACGAAAGUUCCACAGGAGAAACCUAGCAGUCCCGAAGAACCAAAGUUUCAUGGGUUUUCAAACCCACUGCAGGAAGACACUGGGUCCGUCGUGCUCAAUAUGGAGAAUGAUUAUUCUAACAAGCUUGACCUGUCAUCGCUGUCUUCUAGUAUCAGCUCAUUGUCUUCUUCAAGUGGAGGUGAUGAAUCAGACAUGGAAAGCGAAGCAGGUGAACAGCAGCAACUGCUGUCCUCAAGAGCUGAAAAAGAAUCCCAGAAAAGAUGGCAUCACACCAUACAACAUGUCAGGGAUUCUUUUAUAGACAAGGAUGUCGAGCUUGCUCGUCGUAUCGAUGYCAAGUUCCACUUUUCAAGUAUCUGGUUUAAUAUUUCCUCACCACCGUUGUCAAAGACACUGCCUUCAACUUACCAUCUUUACAACAGUCUGGUGACUACCAUUGUGCCAAUGUCAAUUGCCUGGAUUCCUGGAAUUCUCGAAUUAAAGGAAAAGAUUGCGGCUGUGCAAAGGAGUCGCCAUGAUCGUUUGACUAGUGUUAUUGCUUGUCUAAUGUCGCAGGCUUUACCUGACCAUGGCAAGAUUCCUAAAAAGCAUGGAAUCCACGUGCUGGUUARCGAUACUGCACGUUAUCUCCAAGAAGACCAUUCCAGUCAGCUUCUAUACACCUUGCGAAAGCAGCUUAUGGGAUCACGACUUGAGAAAGUACAGUCAGCACUGAUACAGAAAAACAGUAUACCAGACAACAAGAAACUUGUCAAGGGAAUCUUUGCCCUUGCAAGGCAAUGGAAGUGUUUCUUGGCUGGGACGGAAAAGGGAGAGAUUCUGUUCUAUGGUACAAACUCCAUCAARCGUCAUGUUGUGGGACGAGGAGUYCUUACCGAGAGAGAUCGCGCCAUUUUAAUGAAAGAGGACGACCAGCAAGUACAAGAGAACACCGAUCAGGAAGUAACUAGCGAUGGUGGCCAGGAACAAGGAAUUCCAACAGGAGACCCGUCGUCCAUCAAUUCUGAUGACAAUCAACAAGAAGAUGAGACAUCCAAGCUGUUAGAUUCCAAUGGCCAAUCCAUGCCCUUGGAAGAGAUCCAUCACACACAGCGGUCACCACUAAUAGGAACAUCAACAGCAGCACCUGACACAGAUACAGAAACCGAUGAAUCACCRCCUACAACAAUGCGCAAAGCCCCGCAAAAUAAGCAUCUACUUGGUGUUGAUAACAAGAAAUAUGGCCACAGGAAACAGCUUAGUCUUUAUAGUUGGCUAUCGAAUACUCCUGCCACUUCACCUAACACCGCAGCAAGACCAGUAGCUACAGACGGUGCAAGACCAACUAAAUUGACAAUCCAGUCACCGCUAGUUUCUCCAAUUAAGUCAGAACAGAACAAUAAAAUAUUUGGCAGCGAAAUGGUGAGUGUGCCGACCAGUGGAAAAAAGAUUCAAGAUGAAAAAGAAACAUUCAAGACCUUACUUCAAGCUAUAAGCUUAAAGCCUAAAGUAGCGGAGGAAAAGGACACUGCCAAAACGAUUUCGUUAACAACGACAUUAAAAUAUAUUCGUGUAGAUUUGGUGGAUGGGGAAAUUAAUAAUUUAUCUUCAAGUAGUAAGAAGCGAAAGACGUCGAAGCAGCUUUUUAAAGACGACGAGCCAAUUUUCCUCGCAAAAGACUUCAACUUUAGACUACUGUUCAGCAAAUCUCCUAUGAAUGCUAAUAUUCUUGGCGGUGAUCUUCAAUCCUUGUCUAAUUCCAUGAUUAAUCGGGUAAAGUUUAGCGUUGGGGUUGGCAACAUUACUCAGAAGGUGAACUUUCCUUUUGUACGACUUGUGAUCCACCUGGUUGACAUGGUGGAUGUACUGGCAGGUCUUAUCAAAUCAAAGGCGGAAGAAAUACAGGCUGAUAAAGUUGACGGACCAGCUCCGCACUUCACCAAUGUCUUUGGUCCAUCUAAAGUGCGUAGUACUUCCCCGUCCAGCGUAAAGUGCUGGAAGACUAUGUAUCAAGUGUUGGAUUUAUACUCGUCUUUGCCACGAGAACCCAAAGGGAAAUCUGGCUUUAAGAAAGCUGGAACGCCUGGUUCAGGCCGCGCAAUUGAUUCGCCAUUGCGUUUAAAGGAAGUCAAGAUCGACAUGGAAGACGGCCCACAGACAUUCAGUCCCGCGCGGCGUCAAGAUGACCACCGGCCAUUGAUUGAUACCUAUUCUAUAGUAGGUGUGGUGACUUUGCCAAGUGCUCGUCUAUUGGCAUCCAUAGGUGAUCUACGUCAAGAGAUAGACAUAAAAGAUGUCAGUUUUGUGCUAACCAAAACUGAGGAAAAAGGUGCCGAUGAAACAGAUCGUCAUUCAGGAUCCAUUUCUUUUCACGUUGGCAAUGUCAAUUGUGUUCUCUUGGAAAAAGUGAAGCAAAAUCACGGCAUGGUUGUCUCAGUCCUCAUGUCCCGAUCGCAUGCUGUCUACUCGUACCAGUCCCAUGCCAGUGCAGAAAAGAACGUUGCCUUUGUUUCCGUUGGUGUUAUCGACGUUGAAAUCCCCCAACAUCCUGUAGCACUCCACACUAUGAUGACCCGCAGCUCUCGAACUAUUUCAAGACAAAUUACUGAUAUACAAAGUCAGAGGUCUAUAGUAAGGUGCAUGGGUGUGACCGACACAACCUCACCUCCUAGCUACACUAAAAGACUGUCAGGAGUGCCUGCAGAAUUUGUAAAACAACAUUUAGUUGGGUCACCAACCGGUGCAAAAGUGUUUGCCGACAGUGUUGAUGGACUGAAACCAGAUAUCAUCCCUGUUAAAUGUGAUAUUGUACUCAAAGGGUUCUGCCUUAGUGCGUCUCUACUUCCCUCAUUGAGAGCUGGUUACAAGAUUGGUAGGAUUUCUGCAACCACUAAUACUGGAUCGUGUAGUAAGUUCAAGGCUACUAUGCCAUCACACAGCCUUAUGUUUUCGUCAAAGGUGCAGACAUUUGAAUCGAACGUGCCUUCUUCUGCAAUGGUUGAUCUUCCUCCWGUCAAAGUAUCAGGAGAAUUCUUAGCGGGUAAAAUCACUCGUCCUAGGUCAGGCCAUAGAGGCCAACGUGCUCAUUUGUACGUUAAUGCUGAGAUUGGGGCCUUUCAACAUUGCUUAACGACAGACCUGCUUAAUCAUCUGGUCUUUGUACAGAAGAGUUUUAUGAAGGUAAGAUUUUAUUUGUUCUAUUAUAAUCAAUUUUACUAUAAAAAUAUUUUAACUCUGAAAUUGUAUUUGAUUCACUGUAAAGGACUCUUUCUUCUUCUUUCAUUGUCCUAUUGUUCGUAGAAAAAAAUCUUAUACAGUCUUGAUUACUGUAUCAAUAAUUAUAGUAAUUUUAGAGAAAACGUGCGGCCGAUUCCCAUAUUGGCUUACAUAAAGCAGCCUAAGCGUCUUGCUUUUCCGUCUUCUCUGUCUUGGCGCGUACUUAAUCAUUUGGGAGCGGUCGAAUGUUGGAAAAGUAGCUUCAAUUUCUUCUAGCAGUUUUUUUUCUUCUAUCUAAAGGUUACAAUGUAGUUGUUUAUUGUAUUUUCGAGGCUUUAAAAUCAUAUUCAGAUAUCAAAUGCCAAAUUUGGAAAAAAACUGCAAAGUGAUGCUCACGACUGUUGAUCUGAUCAUAGAAGACUCGUCGCCGAGCUAGUAUCCAAAUUGUUGUACAUUUCAUUACAUAUGCCAAAAACGUAUUUGUGGGAUUUUUCUCCYUUGGGGUUUAAAGCCACGUUUGACUYCUCCCAUUAAGCCACCCCCCGAUCC